Plasmodium fragile is the source of this 3396-nucleotide messenger RNA. RefSeq lists its product as uncharacterized. The record is from RefSeq and is a predicted model, not a curated record. The coding region runs from base 1 to 3396 and encodes 1131 amino acids. NCBI's taxonomy places the organism in Eukaryota, Apicomplexa, Aconoidasida, Haemosporida, Plasmodiidae. The transcript has 2 exons. Gene Ontology annotation, cellular component: endoplasmic reticulum membrane. Gene Ontology annotation, biological process: protein maturation.
AUGGAACACCCUGAGAUGAGGGGACCCUCGCGGAUCCUGGUCAACGAUAAGGAAGUGAACAACGAGGGGGGGGUACUACACAAGGUUAACAAGUGGUUCAAGGGGCUAGUGAAAAAUGUAUUCUUCGAGGAGGACACAGAUGAUGCCUUUCCCUCUAACAACAAAGCGCUUAAGAAUACCUUCUGGACGUCGCAACUGAAUGUGCCCUUGAUCGGGGAGGACGGGCUGACCCCGGCGAAGGAGCACGUGGAGAAGGUGAUGCAGGAUCUGCGCGACGAAGGCAUGUGGGAAAAAUUUAAAAAGUUUCACUCCCUCUUCUGGUUCCUGCCAGCGAGUGAUUCUGUCCUGACGACGUUACCCCUAGUAGGUAUGGCUCUGUCCCUGUUCGCCGUGCUGCUUAACCAAAUCAACAUACUAACGGUGCUGCCGAUUUACUUAAUUCUUCAGUCUAUUUAUAGCGUGGGGAAUGUCUGGUAUAACUGUGUAUUCGAGAUAGAGCUGCUUGAACUCGUUUUUUUAACUCUGCUUAUGGUUCCCCUGUGGAGCAAUCACCUUAAGAGGAGAUUCUCAAGUACCCCUUUUGUAAGGUACGUGUGUCGUUUCUUCGUCUUUAAGGUAUUGCUUGGGUCUAGCUUAAUACGAUUCAGGAACACAGACUUGUGGGGGCACUUGGAAGGAAAAUAUUAUUUAUAUGAAACACAACCGUUACCAUCAAGCAUAGGAUAUAUAUUGCAUGAACAUAUGUUCAUAAGUAAAUUGGAUAAUCUCUUUUGCAUCUUAACAGAGUGUGUCUUUUCCUUUUUCAUUCUUUUUCCUGUGAGAUCAUUUCGGCUCAUUGGUGGUGUGUUGAUUCUUCUUUAUUGCUUAUUAAAUUUUCUUAGUGGAAAUUCUUACCUGUUUUAUGUUUUGCUUGUGGCUCCAUUAAUGUUUUGUUUCGAUGAUGAGGUUCUUCUUCCUUUUGUGUUGAGGACCACGAGGAAUGAAGUGCUCUCUGUGGUUAGGGACAAGGUUGCACAGCUAGCCAAGAGCAAGGGGUACUUCCGCAGCUUUGACAUCCUCUUCUGCACAGGGUUCAGUGUGGAAGAAGUGAAUAAAAUGAAGGACGCAUAUUUCAGGAUCGACUCAGAUGGGGUAGAGGAAAAAAAUGGACUUAGCGGGGGGGGAAGUGCAUGGGGGGGAGGAGUAGGAGUAGGAGGAGGAAUGGGAUGGAGUGGAGAAGGACGUUGGAGUGGGGGCAUGGGAUGGACUGGACGGAGUAACACACGAGGAGGAGGAGGAGGACUGCAAGGGGAAAAGGAACAUCUCCUGACCAGGGCAACAUCCAGCCAAGAAACGAACUUUUAUUCAGAAGAAAGCUACAUGGAGUGUAUUAAAAAGGAUAUACUUAAUGCACUUUAUUGGACCUUCUCACAAAAAGGGCCGCAAUAUAUACUUAAUAAUUAUAACACUUCAAGAGAGCUGAUCAUUCAUGUUUUUUGUGCCUUCUUCAUGAUUAUAUAUAACAGUUGUGUACACAUUACAUACUCUACUAGAGAGUCCAUUUUCCUUUUCUUUAUAUAUGUGUCCUUUUUCCUUGUUCAUAUGAUUUAUCUUUUUUUUUUUACAAAAAAUAUUUUUCCUUGUUUGGUUAGCCAAGUGGGACUUUUGCUGAGUGUUUCGCUCAUUUAUACAAAUUAUAUUUUCAUGAAUGGUUUUUCAAAUAUAUAUUUUACUACUUUAUUUUUCCUCCACCUCUUUUCAUUACUCUCUGUUUCUGUGUGUCACUUGAGCAAUCAACGGUUUGUACUCAAAUGUCUUGGUCAGUAUUUUUACUUUAUUCUUUUUUUGUAUUUCUUGUGUUUCUUCGUACAAAAUGUCUUGUCCCCACAGCAGGUCAUGAAUGCAGAAUAUGGAAACUUCCAGCAGAUGAAUGUUUAUGGGUCCUUUGGCCAUAUUAAUAAAAUAAGAAGAGAGAUCAUUGUGAAGGCUACUCCUCCCUCUAACAUGUCUUCUUCUCUUGUGACACAGUCAGGGGAAGAACAAAUCAACUCUGCAUGGAAUAAUUAUGAAUUUAAUUGCAAGCCAGACAAUGUUGAAAAAACCUUGUGCACACAGUUUAGAAUGCUUUAUGGCUUUCUCCCCGUCUUGUAUGUGGAUCGACUCGAUUGGCAGUUCAACCAACUCAGUUACAAUGAUGAUAAGAGUAUUGUACAGACUCCGUGGUUUCAAAAAUUUUUGCAGAAACUUUCACACAAUGAUGAAGAUCUCCUUUCCCUCUUGUAUAAAACCCCUUCUUUUGUUACCCCCCCUGGUGGGACGAACUCCACCAAGACGAGUCCAAUCCAUUUAACUGUCUCCAGUGAGGUAUAUAAGUUUUCUCCACAGGAGGAAAAGGAUGCUUGGUGGGACGUGGUCUCCUCAAGGGUCAUCAUUGAACUCCAGGGCCACCACACAACAAGCAGUGCGCAUAGUUACAUUGGCACACAGAAUGGGGUGGACCGUACAGACGAACACAACAGACUGUUACAUGUGGGAAGCUCUCCUCUCAUUGAGCUUGGGAACAGAUUCAUAUCGCCAGCUAACCAUUAUUUCUACACCGAGGGAGACACUUCAGCGGAAGCCAUCUCCGGGGGAGAUAUGAUGGAGAGGGACAACAUGAGGAAGAAGCGUUUAUUUGCGCAACAGGGGCGACUUCACGUGGACGAAGCCGCAGAGACAGAACGAGACUCAGUGAGCAGGAAGAUACGCACGCAGGAAAAAAACAAAUAUGCAGAACAGAAAAAAAAAUUCUUUAGGCAAAAACAAAUGCACGAAUGGAAGAGAGAGGCGCAGGAAGGGGACUCAGUGGAGGACGAACAUAUGAUGGACGGUGUGCACAGCACGGGAAGGGAAGACGAAGAGGUAACGUCCUCACACGGUGUGUUACAUGGCGAGUCACACGGCGCGUCACACCUGGCAGACGGAGGGGUCAUGGACGCGCAAGACCUCGUUGACGGAACUGAUCAAGAUGAGGCGGCAGUGGAUGACCCAGACAACGCGAUCGACGGGGAAAACCUCUUUUCCGCAGUGAAGAAGAUGGAGGCGGCGCGGGACAAGGAAAAUGAGGAGGAAGAACAAGGAAGCAAGUACGAAAUGGGGGUCGAGGUGAAACGGAAAACAAGUCCUAACAAACAUCAUCUCCCCCCUAUUACGUCGCCAAAAGGGGUACUCUCCGUGGAUGGUGACAUACAAAAGGAGAUGGAUGAGGCCAUUCGAAAUUCUUACAAGCAAUAUGGACUGCUUAAUAAUUUUUCUCGUAAAAUUACAAAGUUGGGUUUAGCCAACAGUGACCAGGGGAGAAGUCGGUACGGCGAGAUUAAGGAGUUGCUUGCCAAUAGUCCACGGGGUGGACACCCACAGGAGGACUCUUCUGCGUAA